AUGAGAUUAAUCAAUUUUACAUGGAAGAGGGAUGGGAAUUCAACUUUGAGUCAACAGAGCAUUGAUGUCAGUGGUAAUAAUGAUAGUGAUGAUAAUGAUAAUGGAAGCAAUGGUAGUAGAGCAGAUUCCGAUGAGUUUAAUGAUACGGCUGAUUCUGAAGAUUUAAGUACUUCCCACGAUGGUGCUAGUACCAGUAGUACCACGAGUAGUACCAGAAUUAGUGCGACGGGGGGCAACAAUAGUAAUAGUGCGACAAAAACCGAUUCCUCAUCGUCUAAAUCUUCGUCAAUGAAUAGUAUUUCGACAACUUCCCUGCCGACUUCAACUGACUCAACUAGACCUUCUACAAUGUCAUUUGCAUCUACAGGGCCAACUACAUCCUCCAGUAAUGGUGCUAUAUCACUGCCAGGAUCUCCUACAACUUCCAGUUCUAUUUUUAGCACCAGCUCACCAUUUUCAAGUACUGGUAGUUCAAGCACAAGUAGUUUUAGUACUUCCACCACACCAAGUUCAUCCACAGAAUUUCCAACCAGUUCAUCCACCCCAUUCACAUUUUCAUCAUCAUCAUCAUCAUCAAGUUCAUUCAUAUUCAGUUCCCUGAGUUCAUCAUCAUCAGCCACCUCAUCAUUUUCAAGUAUAUUUUCCACUUCUACUCCAUCAACUUCAUCAUUCAUAGCUUCAAGUACCGAAUCAAGUACUUCUUCUUCAAGUGAAAUUGCUCCUACUUCAAGUAGUGUAUUUUUCGCUCCAUCAAGUAGUGAAACUUCGGAGUUUAUUGCUAGUUCUACAUUUGAUAGUUCAAGUUCCACUACAUCUUCAACUUCAAGUAGUGAAGAAGAAUCUAUAACUUCAGCACCAUCUACAAGUUCAACUUCAAGCUUUACUCCUUAUUCAACCACAUUAUCGAAACAUGGAACCACUUUAACUACAGUCAUAACUGUACCCACAUCCUCAACCGAAGAAAGCCACGAUUCUGGUACUUCUGAUAGAAAUGCCAAAUUAAUAGGAGGAUUAGUGGGUUCGAUAGGGGGUACCAUUGUUAUUGGAUCUUUGGUAUUAUUAUUCUUAUUCCUUAGAAAACGUAGAAACAACUCCCUCAAAAAUCAAUCACCGGAUUUCAAUGAAGACGUUUCUGAUGAAUCAAUGAACAAUGAUAAAUAUGGAUUUAAGAAAAUCUUUGGAUCCAAAGCUAACGAUGAAAGUCAUUUGAAAGGAUUGGAUCACAUACCUCCACCACCAGCUGAUUUCGAUGACAAUGAUUAUGAAUAUAGAGGGGUUACUAAUAGUAAUCUUGAUUCGGUAUUCAAAUCAUCAGUUUCAAAUUCUGCAAAUAAUACCACCGGAGCUAAUACGGGACAAAACAGUAGUAGGCAUACUAGGUAUAAUUCAUUCGCUCAACCACAAGGAAUGGCUGAAGAAGAUGAUGGAUUUAAUUUCAACGGAUAUCAUAAUAAUGAAAAUUAUCAGGAAUUAGAUCAACCAGCUCACAUCAGAGGGAUUUCAGAUGAUUUUGAUCCUUCUGACAUCGAUGAACCAGAAAAUUUACAAAUCAGAGGUAAUGUUUUUGGUGAUAGUACAGCCAGUAAUAAUUCUAGGUCUAGAUUUACUGAAGAGAUUAUAUAA
This is a messenger RNA of Yamadazyma jaroonii, 1623 nucleotides long. NCBI's taxonomy places the organism in Eukaryota, Fungi, Ascomycota, Pichiomycetes, Serinales, Debaryomycetaceae. The record is from the annotation of a GenBank genome assembly.